Messenger RNA from Zingiber officinale, 3310 nucleotides. RefSeq lists its product as uncharacterized. The transcript is spliced from 9 exons. Lineage: Eukaryota; Viridiplantae; Streptophyta; Magnoliopsida; Zingiberales; Zingiberaceae. The record is from RefSeq and is a predicted model, not a curated record. The coding region runs from base 342 to 2978 and encodes 878 amino acids.
CAUUUUUUUUGUUUUUGUUUUUGUUUUCUCUGAUUCCGAAAAGGGAUUUUCGCCGACGCACCGGAAACCGAUCCCAAAAGAAAACCUCGAUCCGGAUCGCCACCCAAAUUCCUCAAGCCGCCCUGUUCGCUAAAUUCCUCUCGUAAAAUUCCUGCCUUUCCCUUGUCCUCGCGAUCGUUCCGCCGCCCUCGACGUGCGAUCGCCUUCCGAUCGAUUUGGCGGCGCGUUCCCUUUUGAUUCCGUCAAUUUCUCGGUCCCCUGUGAUCUCUGGGCCGCGUCGAUUCGCAGGCGGGAGGAAAGUUUAGAGCUUGGGGGGGUUCCUUCGUCGGACUCGUCCCGGAAUGGGGGACCUGGAUUCCUGGCCGCCGCUGGCCGACGCCGACGCUUCGGGAGGUCACGAUUUGCCUUGUUCCCAUCCGCAGCCGCCGAACCCGCAUCCUUCUGUGAUCAAGGCUGAGAACUGGAGGCGGGCGGAGGAGGCUACUCGAGAAGUUUUACGGUGCAUCCGGCCGACCGUUGUCUCCGAAGAAAGACGGAAGGCCGUCGUUGAUUAUGUGCAGGAGCUGCUCACGACGCGCAUGGGGAGUAAGGUGUUUCCAUUUGGAUCAGUUCCUCUAAAGACUUAUCUUCCUGAUGGAGAUAUUGAUCUGACCGCCCUUGGUGCCCCUAAUAAUGAAGAGAUGUUGGCAAGUGAACUUUGUUCUGUUCUUGGAGAAGAAGAACAUAAUAAGGAUUCUGGAUUUGAAGUGAAUGAUGUUCAACUUAUUCGUGCUGAGGUUAAACUUGUGAAAUGCAUUGUGCAGAAUAUUGUGGUAGAUAUCUCAUUCAAUCAGAUUGGUGGGCUUUGUACACUUUGCUUUCUCGAGAAGAUAAAUGAAAAAAUUGGAAAAGAUCAUCUUUUCAAACGCAGUAUAAUAUUGAUCAAGGCUUGGUGUUACUAUGAAAGUCGCAUUCUUGGUGCUCAUCAUGGUUUGAUAUCUACUUACGCGUUGGAGAUUUUAAUACUUCAUGUCUUCCAUCUGUUCCAUGAGAAUAUGGAUGGCCCCCUAGCGGUUCUCUAUAGGUUUUUGGACUACUACAGUAAAUUUGAUUGGAACAAAUACUGUAUCACUCUACAAGGCCCUGUUUCUAUUACUUCAUUGCCAAAACUAGUUCUGGAACCAUUGGAAACAAAAGGAAACGGUUCACCACUUACCGAGGAAUUUAUUGAAGAAUAUAUAGAAAUGUUUUCAGUUCCAUCUAGGAUGUAUGGGAACAGCAAUCAGGUAUUCAUGCAGAAGUAUCUGAAUAUUGUGGAUCCAUUGAAACCAAACAAUAAUCUUGGACGCAGUGUUAGCAAAAGUAAUUUUCACCGUAUACGCAGUGCUUUCACUUUCGGUGCUCGAAAACUUGGUCGGAUACUUCAAUCAUCUUCUGCAAAUAUUGUAGAUGAAAUUAAUUUGUUCUUCAGAAGCACCUUAUGUAGACAUGGAAGUCGGGAAAGACCAGAUGUGCAAGAUGUCACUUCUAGUUCCCUAAAGAGUGGAACAGUCGAUCACAGGGGAGAUGAAUACAAAGUAUCAAACUUAAAUGCAGAAAAUGGAAAUGAGGACUUACAUUUUGUAGCUUCACCAACCCGUGACUCUAAUGGAGCAUCGAUGGAUGCGAUAAAUAACCUCAAGAAUUUGAACUUGGAUGCGAAUUGCACAUCAACAAAACAACAUGGCAAGCAUUCUGCUAGUUCACCUAUUAAUGCGGACUGGUCUAGAAAUGGCUCUUUGGUUUCUGAGGAAGACAUUACAAGCAAACAUUCCAUUGAUGAUGCUACAAUUCUUCAUUCCACGAGAGCAUCAAGAUCAUCAGAUGAAAGUUUUAAGCCGUCAACAUCUGGAAAAGUUUUUCAUGCACCCCACUUGUUUUUCUGUUCAGAGAACAAUCACAAUGAUAGGACAUUGGGUAGUAUGAGUACGAGAGAUAAUGUUGUGGUGGGAGUGUCUUCAAAUAAAUCUACAUCCUCUUGUGAUGAAAUGAGAUACAAGGCUAAGUCAUUGAAUAGUGCAUCCUGGCCUAGAGAACCCACCACCACUGCACUUUCUAGUAAUGUUCAUGAAUCACCAUCAGCAAACUGGAAUUGUGAAGAUUCAAUCCAUGGGGACUGCCCAGAUGAUGGAAAGUUAGAUGAUGCAAGUCCUAGUUCCAAUAAUUUAUCAGACCUCUGUGGUGAUUAUCAGCUUUAUUAUAGCAAUCUUCAUCAUGCUCAGGAGUUCCAAGAGUGUUUGUUCAACCCAUAUUUAGUACCGCUCUAUCAUGCUCCCCCUUCCCCAUAUCAAAACAAGCAUUCCUGGAAUGUGCAAAACAUGUAUGCGCAUGUUGGUGCAACUGGCCUUGUCCACAUGCCACCACUUCCCACAAGUUAUUAUUUGAUCCCGCCAUUAAUUUCUAAUGAUUAUGGUGCCAAAGACAUCACGAAAACAAGGGGAACUGGUACAUACCUUCCAAACACGAAUUCUCGUUCAUACAGAGAGAGACAUAUGUUAGGAAGAGGAAGGAAUCAAAUGCAAGCAAAUCAUUUUCCCAGAUACCGGAGAAAUGGUUAUGGGGACUCACCAUAUUAUGAGGGAACAUCGGACGAAAGGAAUCAUGUUCCACCUCCACCGCCUAUACCUCCUAGUUUUUUGGGAAAUGGUCAUGGAGAUCCAAUUUCAACAGAUCGCCCUCAGUCACCUGGCUCUGCUUUUAUGGUGGUUUCUCCUGCAAAUGGUUAUCCAUACACUUCUGAAGGCAAACUUGAAUUUGGUAAUUUUGGUCCUGUUACGACGGGAAGUUUGUCUUCAGGAAGGGGUGCCAAUUUAGAGUCAGCCAAUGCUGUUGGUAGGGGCUCUGGAUCAUCUAUACCAACAUUAACAGUCGAAAGUCCUCAUAGAAGUUUGAACAAUGAAAAGCUAACUCAACCCUAUCAGCUGAAGGAUGACGGUGACUUCCCCCCUUUGGCAGGAUAAAAGAAUGAAGGGUUUAGGAAGACAAAGCAAUGAAUGCUGAAGCAUUCAGGAAGAGUAUUACUACACUGAAUGAAGGGUUUAGGAAGACAAAGCAAUGAAUGCUGAAGCAUUCAGGAAGAGAAUUACUACACUGUGUACAUUCUAACAGUCUUUUUUUGUGAUGUUUAUAUUUCACCAUUCUAUUAUGGUAGAUUUAAAUAUGGUCAGAGAAUUUUUAAUCCCAUUUUCCUUUUUGUUUUUUUUUUGAUGUAUCUGCCUGAUGUUUUAGUGACAUUGGUUUGUUGAUGAUGCAGUUUAGAUGAAGGGAAAAAAAGAUUUGAGUUGUAGAAAAA